Ruditapes philippinarum (Manila clam) is the source of this 1914-nucleotide messenger RNA. RefSeq lists its product as uncharacterized. Gene Ontology annotation, molecular function: zinc ion binding. Bases 91 to 1779 code for a protein of 562 amino acids. The record is from RefSeq and is a predicted model, not a curated record. Lineage: Eukaryota; Metazoa; Mollusca; Bivalvia; Venerida; Veneridae. The transcript is spliced from 3 exons.
GCGCCACCUAUGUGGGCGUGAAUUCGAAAGCAAAACUAGAGAAAAGAAAAUUAAGCAAUGAAGAUAAUAAAAUCAGAACGAACAUGAAAAAUGGCUGAGGGAGGCGAUUUGACUUCAAAAAAAGAUGGCUCGGAUGCUGACUUUAAGUACACUUGCACUCCAUGUGGGGAUGAUGAUAUUCGAGAAGAGGCUGUAAAGUUUUGCCCCGUAUGUGACGAAUAUCUGUGUACAUCAUGUACACGACAACAUGGUCGACGGAAAGCUUUACGGUCACAUACGUUACAAGAUUGUGAUGCUUCAACAAAAGGGUCAACGGUAACCAUGGUUAACAAGUGUCGUUACCAUCCAGAUCGUGACAUUGAAAUGUACUGUGGAGAACAUGAUAUGGUGUAUUGCACGAAAUGUAUUGCCACAAAUCACAGAGCUUGCAGUGGAAUACUUAAUUUAGAAGACGUUGAUAUUACUUCAAAUCAGCAAAAUGACAUUGAGCGUUUAAGUUCAGAUAUGGUUAACAUUCAAAAGCGUUUAGAAGACACUGAACGGAAUAUGCAGACGAACAACAAUAGCAUUGAGGAGCAAAGAAAUGACGUCAUUUCACAGGUGGAGGCAAUUGAACGGGACUUGGUACAACAUAUUCAGAAAUUGAAGCAUGAAGCAUUGGAAGCUCUAGAGACAGAAUAUACUUUGAUUAAAGAGGAGCUUGCGACAAAUAUCUCUCAGAUAAGUAAAGUUAAACAAGAAAUUGAGAAAACAACUAGCCAGCUACAGACAGCCCAUAAUCUUAAUGCGAGAGAACAAUUUGUUCAGACAAAACUGACACAACAGACUGUAAACGAUGCAAUGAAAGUGUUUGAACAAAGCGAGGAUAAAGGUCGAGUGUGUUUACGUUUUACAGAGAAUACAGAAUUAAAGUCCAUAAUUAGAACAUCAACAUGUCUAGGGCGUGUACAGAAAGUAACAGAGAAGAACAGUCUAUUGACAUCAAAAGUAUAUAAAGUAAGUUCACGGAAGGAGAUUAAUGUCAAGAUGACAAAUGACAGUAAUCAAUGCUACAUUAUUGAUAUAUGUCAGCUUGCAGAUGGUACAAUCAUACUGGCUGACUAUUAUAAUAAGAGGAUAAAGAGGCUUAAUGUGAAUUAUAACAUUAAAGAUUGUUUGGAUCUAGAAUCAAGUCCUAGAGGUAUCUGUUAUACUGGUAAUUUUGAGGUCGCUGUGAAACUUGUCAACAGAAAAGUUUGGUUUAUAUCAGUAGGGAGCUCGUUAUCUAAGGUGAGAGAUAUAUCUGUUACAGGUGGAGAUUACAACGGAAUGACAUAUUGUGAUGGAGAGUUGUGGGUAUCUGAUGUAAAUGGUGUAAACGUAUACAGUAUGACUGGUACAUUGAUAAAGACUAUCAAUAAUGGGGUUAAUGGCCAACGCAUAUUUAAAUCAAAUAUACAACAAAAGGUUGUCAAUGGAGAUACUGUUAUUGUAACAGAUUAUAGUGACGGUGCCGUCUGUCUGAACAGAGAUGGUACGGUGAAGAGAGAACUGAGAGAUAAAAGGCUUGCCAUCACACGUGGUGUAUGUGUAGCCAAUGGCGGGACCAUGUUUAUUUGUGGUGGUACUUCACACAACAUCAUGAUGUUUGAUAGAGAUGGUAAAUGUCUGGGCGAAUUAGUUGAUAAUCAAGGUGGUCUUAAGAAUCCAUUAGCUAUGUGCUAUGACAAAAAGAAAAACUGUGUAUUAGUUGCUUCAGUUUCAUCGGACAAUUUAGUUGUUUUGAGUAUAUCUCAUUAAACAAAUAAAAAAGAAUUUAGCAAUACUCUUUACUGCAGGAAAUGUAUGUAUUCAAUCAUAUUAGCUAAUACAAUAUGAUGAAACAAUUGUGUAUAUCAAUGUUAAAUAAAUCAUAUAUCUAAAAAAUAUCAGUCC